AUGUCCUCUUAUGUUAAAAUUCCUUCGCACCUUAAACCUUCCGAUCCACAGGGUUCGGAUUUAUUGGCCCAAGAACGAGCUACGGUUACGUUCGAUGUAAAAAAACUUACCCUUUUUUUGUAUGGUAAAAAGAAUUUGGACCGUUAUCAUGAAAUUUUAAGGAUAGUUGAGAAUGACCCUGCUUUCGAUAAAACAAAUGUGUAUUUUAUGGGACGAAAUGAAUUAUUUAAACAUGCGUUAAAAAAGGAAAAAAGGCUAGUCCAAUUAAUUAAAGAAAACGAAUGGAAAGUAGAACAAAUUCAAUUCGCUGAAUGGUUCCUUGAUAUGCCGGGACCGUUUGGCGUUCAUCGAGGAAUGUUUAUACCAACUUUAAUUAGUCAAGGAACGGAAGAACAAAAGAAGGAAUUUCUUAUUCCGGCUUUGCAAUAUAAAAUUCUUGGAUGCUAUGCGCAAACUGAAUUAGGUCACGGUUCCAAUGUCCAAGGAUUGGAGACAACCGCCAUUUACAUCUCAGAAACUGAUGAAUUCGAAAUACAUUCUCCUUAUUUGACGGCUUCAAAAUGGUGGAUUGGAGGUUUGGGAAAAACUGCUAACCAUGCGAUAGUUAUGGCUCAGCUGAAAAGUAAUGGGAAAACCUAUGGUCCUCAUCUUUUUGUCGUUCAGAUUCGAGACAUGGAAACGCAUCAGCCUUUGCCUGGCAUUACAAUCGGAGAUAUUGGUCCUAAAUUUGGUUUUAAUUCUAUCGAUAAUGGAUUCGUUCUCUUUGAUCAUGUCCGAAUUCCACGAUUCAAUAUGCUUUCCAAAUUCUCGCAAAUCAAAAAGGGGACAGGAGAAUACAUAAAUCCCCCGAACGAUAAAUUAUCUUAUGGCAGCAUGGUAUUGGUUCGUGCCAUAAUCAUUUCGAGUGUGCGUUUCGCACUCGGGCGCGCUGCCACGAUUGCAAUUCGCUAUUCUGCUGUACGAAGACAAUUUGUCGACAAGGAGGAACCAAAAAAAUUGAAAGAUGGUCGUGUAGUAGAAACUUCCAUAUUGGAUUAUACAAUGCAACAAUAUCGAUUGUUCCCUGUAGUUGCUCAAGCAUACGCGUGUAUCUUUACGGCCAAAGCCAUGACCGAUCAAUACGCAGAAUACACGACAAUGAGUUUUGUUGGGGACUAUUCUCUGUUAACAGACUUGCACGCUUCAAGUUCAGGUUUGAAAUCCUUGACAACUACAAUGGCGGUAGACUCGAUUGAAGAAUGUAGGAGAGCGUGUGGUGGUCAUGGUUAUUCAAGUUUUAGCGGUUUUGUCAAAUUUUAUCAAGACUAUUUACCAAAUACAACUUGGGAAGGUGAUAACUAUAUCUUGACUCAACAGACCGCUCGUCAUACGAAACAUUUUGCUCAAUUUGAAUUCGCUUAUUUACAGCUCUUUAAAACUUUUCGUAAAAUUUUAUCGAGCAAAGGUGCUGAAGCGCACGCGUUUCAAUCUGAAAAGAAUCAAAUGGCAUACAUCCUACAAUAUCUUAAUGACCCGAAUCAUAAAUGUACGGCGACAACAAAUUUGGAUUUUAAAAAUCCCGAACUUCAAUUGAGAGCGUUUGGCCAUCGAGCGGCCUAUUUAAUUGCAAAUGCAGUGGAUCAAAUCGAUAAUCACAAUAGAACAUGGAAUUCCAUGCUGAUCGAGAUCAACAGAAUAUCACGUGCACACUGUCAAUAUCUAAUGAUACGAAAUUUUAUACUUGCGAUGCAAAACUCACGUCAAAGCGAAGAUGAAGGGCUACGAAUGUUACAUGGCAUUCCUUCAUUAAAAGAGGCCAUGUUAUCCAUUUGUAAUCUAUUCGCAUUACACACGAUGGAAAAGGACUUGGGGGAUUUUAUGGAAUGUGAAUAUUUAAUUCCAUCACAAGCGAAAUUGUUGAAAGCUCAAAUUUAUAAUUUGUUAAAAGAAAUUAGGCCAAAUGCUGUUGGACUGGUCGAUGCAUUUCUUAUUCCGGACUUUUUGUUACUUUCGGCUAUUGGGAGGUAUGAUGGAAAAGUUUACGAGACUAUGAUCGAUUGGGCCUCCAAGGAACCCUUAAAUGGUAUCACUUUGAAUGUUAAUCCUGAUAGUGAUGUAUUAUUUAGAAACGAAAAAAGUUAUGAAAUAAAGGCUAAACUUUAA
This is a messenger RNA of Funneliformis geosporum, 2142 nucleotides long. The record is from the annotation of a GenBank genome assembly. NCBI's taxonomy places the organism in Eukaryota, Fungi, Glomeromycota, Glomeromycetes, Glomerales, Glomeraceae.